AACCGUUACUUAGGGCCACAGAAUUGUUACUCAGGGACAGCACAGAAUUGUUACUCAGGGACAGACACAGAAUUGUUACUGAGGGACACAGAAUUGUUACUGAGGGACACAGAAUUGUUACUGAGGGACACAGAAUUGUUACUCAGGGACACAGAAUUGUUACUGAGGGACACAGAAUUGUUUACUGAGGGACACAGAAUUGUUACUGAGGGACAGACACAGAAUUGUUACUCAGGGACACAGAAUUGUUAAUCAGGGACACAGAAUUGUUACUGAGGGACAGACACAGAAUUGUUCUGAGGGGACACAGAAUUGUUACUGAGGGACACAGAAUUGUUACUCAGGGACAGACACAGAAUUGUUACUGAGGGGACACAGAAUUGUUAUCUGAGGGACAGACACAGAAUUGUUACUCAGGACAGACACAGAAUUGUUACUGAGGA
Staurois parvus is the source of this 443-nucleotide messenger RNA. The record is from the annotation of a GenBank genome assembly. Lineage: Eukaryota; Metazoa; Chordata; Amphibia; Anura; Ranidae.